Messenger RNA from Cataglyphis hispanica, 13782 nucleotides. RefSeq names its product dynein axonemal heavy chain 8 (gene kl-3). The coding region runs from base 1 to 13782 and encodes 4593 amino acids. Gene Ontology annotation, molecular function: dynein intermediate chain binding; ATP hydrolysis activity; ATP binding. Gene Ontology annotation, biological process: microtubule-based movement. Gene Ontology annotation, cellular component: dynein complex. NCBI's taxonomy places the organism in Eukaryota, Metazoa, Arthropoda, Insecta, Hymenoptera, Formicidae. The record is from RefSeq and is a predicted model, not a curated record. The transcript has 66 exons.
AUGGCAAACGUGUAUUCCACAUCGCGAGAUUACACGAAACCGGCUAUCGACCAACGAAUCGCUCAAUUAGUGAAAAGAAGAAUUGGUGCACGGGAAGAUUUGCCCACGGAGAGUACAAAAGAGCGACUCGCAAAAUUCAAGGAGAUUCGUAACGCCAGGCAAGGAUUAUUAAAAAUUACACAUCGACACGUCUUGGAGACAGCGGCAUAUAUUUUGAAUACAGAUGCUGAAGUGCUGGAAGAAGGAGUUCUCGAUAAAGAUGAUUACGUAAAUGUAUUUAGCAAUUUUUUUGUCGAGGGCGGAAAACAAGCUAUUAUUGUCUAUUUUCAACCUAUGACUCCUCCGACAUUUGAAUCCGGGCGAUGGACCCCGCAAUUCAACAAAGAACAGCAAGUUAUACGUUGCUGCAUAACAGAUGGUACUACCGAAGAAUUUUCGGGCAAAUGCGUUAUAGUUUAUCGAUUAAAGUCAAAUCUUGAAUUUGGAAUGAAGCAAUUACUUGAUGAAACAUAUUACGCCUAUGCCGAAAUGGACCAUGCAUCACACAGUACACUGGCAGCUAUAUCUGAUUUAAUUUCGCGUUUACAUGGACGAACAUUAAUUGCUAAUACGCAAUGGGGAGAAUUGUCGAGAAGCGAAGCUGGCGAAAAGAUAAAGAACGAUUUUAUAGGCGAUUUUCGAGAUUUUUGUGAAUUUCUUGAUAUGACAAAGAUAGAUUUGGAAAAUAUUAUAUGCUUUCAAAUUAAUUGGGAUCUUUAUCAAAAGUGUUUGGCGCAGCUUGAAAAUAUUAGAGAGAACAUUUAUAAAUUGGACGUUAUCGAAGCAGCAGAGGCUGAUGUUAAAAUAUGGGAAAAAUUGAUGGAACGGGCCAUUGUCGAGAGUCAACAAUUGCGUAGGGAAACUGAAACUGUAGGGCCAUCCGUGGAACUUGCAUAUUGGAGGAGAUUGUUUGCUCAAUUUUCAUCGAUAAUAAAUCACAUGAAGUCUCCCUAUACUCAAUCAUUUAUACAACUAUUAACGGAAGCAAAAUCAAAAGUUGUUAAGAGAUGGAAGAUAUUAGGAGAUCAUGUAAUAAAGAUCCAUAUUCUAUCACAAGAUAACGUGAAAUAUUUAUAUGCCUUAGAAAAAUUUACACAGCCACUAUACAGAUUAGAUCCAACGAAAAUAGGAGAUCAUUUGCCCGCUCUCAUGUACGCAAUAAGAAUGAUUUAUACUACCUCGCGAUUUUUUAAUACAAGAAAGAUGGUAACCGCAGUAUAUGUAAAGAUAACAAAUCAAAUGAUAUUAGCAUGUAAAGCAUAUUUGACAGAAAAUGGAAAACUGAGCAUUUGGAAUGAGUCGAAACAUAUUAUGAUAUCUAAAAUAAAGGAUUGUAUUAAAUUAUGUGAGACAUAUCAUAAGUGUUACGACGAUAUGUGCAAAAAGGUCGAAGAAUCCGCAGACGAAAAGCCUUUUGAGGUAUCCAAAAUAUAUGUUUUUGGAAAGUUUGGCACUUUUAAAACGAGAAUAAUAAAAAUCAUGGAUAUCCUUGAAACAACACGAAUGUACUCAAUUCUGCACAGUUCGACCAUCGAAGGAAUUGACACAUACGCGCAAAAAUAUACAAACUAUUUUAAAAAAAUUUCCUCGCAAAAAUAUGAUCCUUUGAAUCACAGAAAACCAUAUUUUAAUUCUGAUUAUGAUGAAUAUAAAAAGAGUGUAGCGGAAAUGGAUGUGGAGCUUAGAACGUUCUUUUAUAAUCGUAUUUCUCUUCUACCAAAUAUAACUCAGAGUUUAGAAUUGAUAGCUAGAUUUAAAAAAUUAAAUCUCAAGCAACUAAGGAUUGAUAGAAAGUGUUUAGAACUCGUCACAAUGUUCGAACAAGAAAUUGAGAAUAUUCGCGAUAGAUAUAACGAGGAUAGAUCCGAUCCACCUAUACCAAGGAAUAUUCCACCUAUCACUGGUAGAAUUCUAUGGAUUCGGCAAUUGUAUAAACGUAUUGAGAUUCCUAUGAAUAUGUUUAGAUCGCAUCAAAGAGUAAUUACGUAUGACUCUAUGCAGAAGUGUGUUAAAAUAUAUAAUGCACUCGUCGGUGCGUUUAUUCAUUACGAGUUAAUAUAUCACAAAGCAUGGUAUGAUGCGGCUAAUAUUGUUCGUCUCGCAUUAUCAUCACCUAUGCUUGUGCGUCAUCCAAAAACAAAUAAAUACUGUUUAAAUUUCGAUUCUUACAUAUAUGAAGUAAUACGGGAAUCGGAACAUAUAUCUAAGUUUGGAUUAGAAGUACCAGAUUUUAUACAAAUUUUAAUGUUUUGCAAAGAUAAUAUAUUUUUAUCCUAUGAGAGAGUGAAAAAAUUGCUUCAGAGAAAUGAUUUCCUUAGACGCUCCAUCCCCAUCAUAUUUUUAAAUUUAAUGAAGCUUGGACUCGUCAACCUCGAAAUUGCUUUUUAUCCUUGUCUAUCAAUAAUUACGUGGUCCUCGUUAAAAAUUCCUAAAGUAUGCGCUAAGAUACAGGAAACGAUUCAGAACGCAGAGAUAUUUCUGAAAGAAGUGACAGAUAUGAAAGAAGCGAGGGUGGAUGAAGUAUUUGAAUCUAUUUCGGAAACAAUAUUACUUCAAAUAGAUGAACAACCGAAAAGUCCAGAACAAUUUUUAGCCGAUAACUUAGCUUUCCGAGAUAAAAUGGCAAUUGACUUGGAGGUAAAAUCUUCAAUAGCGGAGAAAGCUGUUUUCAUGAUUAUUAAUAAAUUUAUGGAUCUUGUAACUGAUCCUACCGUGCAAGAUAUUAAAUAUAAGUGGUUGGAUCUUGAAAAAAUACAAAAACAAGCGGGAUGCGAGAGCAAAUUGAUACAGGGACCUUUCGAGCCUGGCUUUGGUCUUAUCGAAAGAACAAAUAAAGUGAAAAUAAAUCAAGUGCAUAAUGAUUGCAUGGAACUUUUUUCAUAUUUCAAUAAUAAAUUGAUAGAAGUUUUAGUAAAGUGCACAAAGAAUUCUUUAGACUUAUUAAAGAAAAAAGCGACCAUGAUAAGCCUAUUAGUUGAAGAGUUUGAGCUAGAUAAGCUCGAACCUCCGAUUAUGAUGACAUAUUUCGUUUUACAAAUACCGAAUAUUAUAAUUAUCCCAUCGAUAGAAGAAUUACAGAACUACUUUGGUAAAGUUAUAACAAAUAUUGUAGAAACGCACAAGAAAGUGUUUGUAUGGGGACAACGAUAUUCUACAAAUAUGCAGCCUAAAGCGCUUGGUAAAGAAGAUCAUUUUAAUACCUAUUUUCAAAGUGUAUUAGAUCAUAAAGAUAUAAUAAGGAGCUCAAUGAGUCUACAAGGUUUAAUAUUAAUGUUGAGAGAUGAUGUUUCCAAAAUUGGCAAUUCAUAUUUGCGAUAUUCCUAUAUAUGGGCAGAGGAUAGAAAUGAUAUAAUACAAGCAUUUGUUGACUCCAAACCUUUUAUACAAGAAAUCAAAGAGAAAUUUAUAGAAUAUGAAGAUUUAAUGACAAAAAUAGAGAAUUUACCUGAUCGACACAUACUUGGUCCUCUUCAAAUUAAUACAAAUAAAUUGAAAUUAGCAUUCUUGGUUGAAGCAAGUGCGUGGAAAAGAUCAUUGGGUAUUAUUUUAUCAAAUAGUUACAAAAAAAAGUUGCAAACUGUGACAGACUAUAUUUCUGAAAAAAACAAAGUUCUCUCCAGAAAUAUUAAAGAUUUAGAAGAUGUUAGAGUUGCAAUGAAAUGCUUAGGGGAAAUACGAGACGACUUUAUAUUAUUAGACAUGGAACUGAUUCUAAUUGAAGAGACUUACACGUUGAUGGCAAAAUUCAAUAUAGAUAUAUUGAAAGAAGAUCAAGAUAUAGUAGACGGAUUGAGAUAUAAUUUUAGCAACAUGCUUUAUAUGGCGAAACAAGUUCAAGCAAUUAUAUGCGAGAUGCAAGAGCCAUUGAGAAAUGAACUUGUUAGUGGAGUUGCAAUUCUUAAAGAAAAAGUGGCUCAAUUCGAUAUAGAUUUUGAACUCAAUGGCCCAAUGGUUGAAGGAAUACCUGCAAAAGAAGCCAGCGAACGACUUAUCCUGUUCCAAGUACGCUUUGAAGAAUUAUGGGAAAGAUAUGAAACCUACAGCAGCGGUGAAAGUUUAUUUGGUAUAGAAAUAACGGAAUAUCCAGCUUUGCAACAGAGAAAAAGAGAGAUUAAUUUAUUGCAAAAAUUGUACACGUUGUACUUACAAGUUAUGCAUACUAUUGACAGCUAUUAUGAUAUUCCAUGGUCUGAAAUUGAUAUCGAGGCAAUCGAAACUGAAUUAUCCGAUUUCCAAAACAAAUGCCGAAGAUUACCGAAAGCUAUGAGAGAAUGGCCAGCAUAUAUUGAUCUAAAAAAGAAAAUCGAUGAUUUCAACGAAAUGUGUCCAUUAUUAGAGAUGAUGGCUAAUAAAGCUAUGAAAGACAGACAUUGGGAGAGAUUAUCUAAACUGUGUCAUUAUUUUUUUGAUGUGGAAUCUGAAACUUUUACCUUGGCAAACGUUGUGCAAGCACCACUGCUAAAAUACAAAGAUGACGUGGAGGACAUAUGUAUUAGUGCAAUAAAGGAACAAGAUAUCGAAUUCAAAUUGAAACAGAUAAUUGCAGAUUGGGCGAUUGUGAAUCUGCAAUUUUCCCUUUUUAAACAAAGAGGCGAAUUAAUGCUAAAAGGUAUUGAAACGGCUGAAAUAAUAGCAAUGCUUGAAGACAGUUUAAUGAUUAUAAGUUCCUUGAUGGCAAAUCGUUACAACGCACCGUUUAAGAAAGAGAUUCAGUUAUGGCAAACUAAGCUUAGUAAUACGUCAGAAAUAUUGGCGAAAUGGUUAACGGUGCAGAAUCUAUGGGCUUAUCUGGAAGCAGUAUUUAUCGGCGGUGAUAUAUCAAAGCAGCUGCCUACCGAAGCAAAGCGUUUUAAUACUAUUGAUAAAUCUUGGGUCAAGCUUAUGCUUCGCGCACGUGAGAAAUUGAACGCGGUGGAAACGUGUACUGGAGAUGAAACCAUGAGCCAGUUUUUACCUCAUUUGUUAGAACAACUAGAAUCGUGCCAAAAGUCUCUUAGCGGCUAUCUGGAGACAAAACGAGUUAUUUUCCCGAGAUUCUGCUUUAUAUCAGAUCCUACCUUGUUGGAGAUACUUGGACAAGCAGCGGAUUGUCACACAAUACAGAAUUAUCUUGAUGGAUUUUUCGAUAAUAUGGCAAAGCUAAAGUUUUCCGAAAAGGAAUAUGAGAAGAUUAUAGCAAUAUAUUCGAGGGAAAAUGAAGAAAUAAUAUUAGAAAAAGAAGUCGUAUGUACAGGAGGUGUGGAGAAUUGGCUAAAUACCUUGUUAACUGUCCAUAUACAAUCCGUGGGCGCCGUAAUUUCGUUAGGAUUGCAGUCAUUUUAUACGCCUGAAUUUGAUAUCUUGUCGUUGAUAGAAAAUUCUGUUUUACAAGUGGGUUUAUUAUCGUUACAAGUUUUGUGGACGCGCGAUACCGAAAUAGCAGUCACAACUUUCAAACGUGACAGGUCGAUAAUGAAAAGAACUAAUCAGUGGUUUCAAGAUUUAUUGAAUAGUCUUAUAGAAGUUACAGUUAAGGAUCUUACCAAAUAUUCUAGAGCAAAAUACGAAUGUUUAAUAACAAUACAUGUGCAUCAAAGAGACAUAUUUGAUGAUCUGUGUCGUUUCAAAAUUCGGAAUAUACACGAUUUUGUAUGGUUGAAACAAUGUCGAUUCUACUACGACGACGAAUCAGAGGAAGUCGCAAUCAGAAUAACCGACGUGGAAUUUACUUAUCAAAAUGAAUUUUUGGGUUGCACAGAUCGUCUCGCAAUUACGCCCCUUACAGACAGAUGUUACAUUACGCUAGCGCAGGCUGUGGGAAUGAAUUUCGGUGGAGCUCCCGCGGGCCCUGCUGGCACGGGUAAAACAGAAACAACGAAAGACAUGGGAAAAGCGCUAGGAAAAUACGUUGUUGUGUUUAAUUGCUCCGAUCAAAUGGAUUUUCGAGGUUUAGGCAGGAUAUUUAAAGGACUGGCACAGUCCGGUAGCUGGGGAUGUUUUGACGAAUUUAAUCGAAUUGAUCUACCAGUAUUAUCCGUUGCCGCACAACAAAUAGCAAUCGUACUUAAUACGCGAAAAGAACGAAAAAUGAUUUUCUUGUUUAGCGAUGGUGAAUUGUAUAAACUCAACUACGAAGUUGGAAUAUUUAUUACCAUGAAUCCCGGAUAUGCUGGUCGACAAGAAUUACCGGAAAAUUUGAAAAUACAAUUUAGAAGUGUGGCUAUGAUGGUUCCCGACAGACAGAUCAUAAUGCGAGUGAAACUUGCGGCAUGCGGUUUCAAAGAGAACAUAGUAUUAUCGCGGAAAUUUUUUACGUUGUAUAAAUUGUGCGAGGAGCAACUCAGCAAACAAGUGCAUUAUGAUUUUGGAUUAAGAAACAUUUUAUCGUGUUUACGGACGCUCGGUGCUCAAAAACGCGCGCAUCCUACCGAUUCCGAGGAGACCACACUUAUGAGAGUAUUACGUGAUAUGAAUCUAUCUAAAUUGGUGGACGAAGAUGAAUCUCUUUUCAUGUCGCUUAUUGAGGACAUGUUUCCGGGUAUUAAGCUAACAACGCAAACGUAUAAAGAAUUACAGAAAGCGAUUGCUAACGCUACAGUUGUUCUUGGCAUAAUGAAUCAUAGCGAAUGGAAUUUAAAAACUGUACAGCUAUACGAAACAUCGCUCGUUCGCCAUGGUUUGAUGGUUUUGGGACCAACGGGAUCUGGUAAAACGCAAUGCAUGUGGGCGCUAAUGAAAGCUUUAACAGAGAUUGGUUUACCACAUAAAGAAGUUAGAAUGAAUCCAAAAGCGAUAACUGCAUCACAAAUGUUUGGAAAACUCGAUGUUGCAACAAACGAUUGGACGGAUGGUAUAUUUUCUACUAUAUGGCGAAGAUCUAUGCAAGCAAAGAAAAUAGAGAAUUUAUGGAUCGUGUUGGACGGUCCUGUCGAUGCAGUAUGGAUUGAAAAUUUAAAUUCCGUUCUGGAUGACAAUAAAACGUUGACAUUAGCAAAUGGAGAUCGCAUUAUUAUGGCAGCGAAUACAAAAUUAGUAUUCGAACCUGAUAAUGUGGAUAACGCGUCUCCGGCAACAGUAUCGCGGAUGGGAAUGGUUUUUGUUAGUGCUUCUGUGCUAAAAUGGAAUUCAAUUUUAGAGGCUUGGCUUAAAAAAUGUUCCAACAAUGAAGCUGAAGUGUUACGAAUGUUGUUUAAUAAAAUAUACGGCGAUGCGCAUACGUUUGUUCAAACAAAGCUUCAUGCAAAAAUGAUGCUCUUAGAAGCGCUUUAUAUACGGCAAUGUAUUGACCUAUUGGAAGGUUUGAAUGUCGGAACUGCUGAUCCAACCAUAUUGCCUCAACAACAUAUCGAAAAACUCUUUCUGUUCUCUCUCAUGUGGAGUCUUGGUGCUGUAUUAGAGCUUGACGGGCGAUUCGCGUUACAAGAGUUUCUUGUAAAUCACGAAUCACAUUGUAACUGGCCAAGUUAUACAGAAGACGAGACUAUUUUUGAGUAUCUAGUAUCGGACGAAGGAAAAUGGGUACAUUGGAGUAGAAUGGUGCCAAUAUUCGAAUAUCCUCCAGAUCGUGUCUUGGAAUACUACUCUAUACUUGUGCCUAACGUCGAUAAUACAAGAACGUUAUAUCUAAUCGAUAUCAUAGCGAAGCAGGAAAAAGCAGUACUCUUAAUAGGAGAAGAUGGUACCGCAAAAAGCGUAAUGAUGAAAAGCUACAUGUCUAAGCAUGAUCCCGAAUAUCAUUUGAAUAAAUUUUUUAAUUUUUCUUCAGCAUCCACGCCUAACAUGGUUCAGCGUGUAUUUGAGAGUUACGUUGAAAAGAGAGUGGGUCUUACUUAUGGUCCUCCUGGUGGACGUAAAAUGAGCAUUUUUAUCGACGACAUAAAUAUGCCGACCAUAAACGAAUGGGGCGAUCAAAUUACAAACGAGAUUGUCCGUCAGUUAAUGGAAUACAAAGGAUUUUAUUCCCUAGAUAAACCGGGUGACUUUUGCACUAUGCAAGAUAUUAUGUUACUUGCCGCGAUGCGUCAUCCGGGUGGAGGACGAAAUGAUAUCCCACCGCGACUGAAACGACAAUUUAAUAUUUUUAAUUGUACAUUACCGUCUAAUAAAUCUAUGGAUACCAUUUUCAGCGUUAUUGGUCACGGCUACUUUUGCAUCGAGAGAUUUUCUGAAACUAUCGUCGAUUUCUUGCCGAAACUUGUACCAUUGACGAGAAUACUAUGGCAGCAAACCAAAACGAAAAUGUUACCAACUCCAGCAAAAUUCCAUUACGUUUUUAAUUUGCGUGAUCUGUCCCGUAUUUGGGAAGGAAUACUUAGAAUAGAAAGAGCCGAAUGCGAAUCUAUAACGACGCUGCUGAAAUUGUGGGAGCACGAAUGUAUACGCGUGAUAUCGGAUCGCUUCACCAAUGCUGAAGAUAAAGAAUGGUUUCAAAAUACGUUGAGGGAGGUUGCGGAGAAGAUAUUAGGACCAGAUUUCGAAUAUUAUUCUCCGACUGAGACCUAUUUUGUUGAUUUCUUGCGCGAACCACCAGAACCGACAGGUGACGAGCCGGAAGAUUUUGUAUUUGAGGCACCUAAGGUUUAUGAAGAAAUGCCGAGCUACGAUGUCGUUAUCGCGAAAAUUCAACAAAAUGUAGAGCAAUUUAAUGAAUACAUACGCGGCAUACGUCUUGAUUUGGUCUUCUUUCACGAUGCUCUGGUGCACUUGAUACGAAUAUCGAGAAUACUUGGAGUUCCCAGAAGCAAUGCAUUACUAGUGGGUAUCGGAGGCUCCGGUAAGCAGAGUCUGACGCGACUGGCGUCCUUUAUUGCGGGAUUUACCUUCUUCCAAAUAACAUUAUCUAGGAUUUAUAAUGUAGCUAGCUUGAUGGACGAUUUACGAAAGUUAUAUCGCAUCGCCGGUACUGGUAGCAAAGGCUUCACAUUUAUUUUUACCGACAAUGAAAUAAAAGACGAAGCAUUUCUAGAAUAUAUAAAUAAUGUGUUAAGCGUCGGCGAAGUGGCCAAUCUUUUUCCAAAAGACGAGUUAGAUGAUAUUUUGACAACUGUCACGCCGAUAAUGAAAAAGGACGAUCCUCGACGAGCGCCGACACAAGACAAUCUUUAUGAUUACUUUAUAUCGCGUGCGAGAAAUAAUUUGCAUAUCGUUUUAUGUUUUUCACCAGUUGGUGGAAAGUUUAGAUCUCGAGCAUUAAAAUUUCCUGGCCUUAUAUCUGGUUGCACAAUAAAUUGGUUCUUAAGAUGGCCGAAGGAUGCAUUAUAUGCAGUCGGUGAAUAUUUCUUAGACAAAUAUAAGGUCAUAUGUAGUUCAGAAGUAAAGCGACAAUUAAUGCAAGUUGUAGGUGAUAUUCAAGAUGACGUAAGCGACACAUGUGCAGAUUAUUUUGACAGGUUUCGACGUCAAGUAUAUGUGACUCCAAAAUCAUUUUUAACAUUUCUCGAUAGUUAUAAAAUGCUAUAUAAGCAACGUUUAGAUAACAUUAAUAUGCUUACUUCUCGUAUGACUGGUGGUCUAAGCAAAUUAAUUGACGCUGCAGUUCAUGUUGAUAUAUUACGGAAAGAAUUGGAAAAAAGUCAAGAAGAAAUUGCAGCGAAGAAUGUGCAAGUAGAAGAGAUUCUUGUUAAUGUGAACGAGAAAAAAAAAGAUGCUGAGAGUGUGAAAGCAAAAGUGCAAGUGUCAAAAGAUGAAGCGGAAGCGAUUCUACAAGUGAUUUCUAAAGAUAAGGCUGUGGCGGAACAAAAAUUAAAAGCAGCGGAGCCUGCCUUGUUAGAAGCUGAAGCUGCGUUACAGACUAUAAAAGCAGCAGAUAUCGCUACUGUUCGUAAAUUGGCUAAACCGCCGUAUUUAAUUACAAUUAUAAUGGACUGCGUUCUGAUUUUAUUUGGAAGAAAGUUAGAACCAGUCAAACCUGAUUACGAACAUCAAUUUCUAACACCUUCAUGGGGAGAAUCCUUAAAGAUGAUGGCUGAUACUAGAUUUUUAUAUAAUAUACAAAAUUUUCCAAAAGAUAAUAUAAAUGCUGAAACUGUCGAUUUAAUGUUGCCGUAUAUAAAUUAUCACAUGUAUACUUACGAAGCUGCAAAACAAGCUUGCGGAAACGUAGCGGGUCUCUUACAAUGGACUAUCUCUAUGGUUGCUUUUUAUGAAAUUAAUAAAGACGUACUACCUUUAAAGGCAAAUCUUCUUGUACAAGAAAGUAAACAUCAGAAAGCCAACAAAAAUUUACUUAAGGCGGAAGGACAGCUGAAAGAAAAAGAUGACGCUUUAAAACUCGUGCAAAGUGAAUUUGAUGCCGUGAUGCAGGAACGACAAAUAAUUGUUGACCAAGCUGCGGCUUGUCAAGCCAAAAUGGAUACCGCGGCUGCUAUGAUUGAAGGAUUAUCCGGGGAAAGAAUAAGAUGGACGGAGCAAGUAACUGUAUUUAAAUCAGAAACAGAACGUCUUGUCGGAGAUGUAUUGGUACUUACCGCAUUUCUUUCCUACUGCGGACCAUUCAAUCAAGAAUUUCGAGUUCUUUUGCAGAGAAAAUGGUUUGACUUUAUACAAGACAGAAAGAUUCCAAUUUCUGUUACCAUAAAUAUUGUUCAUAUAUUGGCAGAUACAGCUCUGAUCGGCGAGUGGAGUUUGCAAGGUUUGCCGACCGACGAAUUAUCUGUUCAAAAUGGGAUAAUUGUGACGAAAGCAUCGAGAUAUCCUCUUUUAAUUGAUCCACAAUUGCAAGGCAAAACAUGGAUAAAAAAUAAAGAAAUGAAUUUUAAUUUACAAGUAACAUGGUUUACGCACAAAUACUUUAGAAAUCAUUUAGAAGAUUCUGUAUCGUUAGGACGACCGUUGUUAAUCCAAGAUGUAGAAGAAGACAUAGAUCCAGUGUUAGAUAAUUUGCUGGAAAAGAAUUUUAUAAAAAUGGGAUCUUCCUUAAAGGUUAAAUUAGGCGACAAAGAAGUGGAUGUUAGCAGGGAUUUUAGACUUUAUAUUACAACAAAGCUGCCAAAUCCUUUUUAUACUCCCGAAAUAUUUGCUCGUGCAUCUGUAAUUGAUUUUACUGUUACUAUGAAAGGCCUAGAAGAUCAACUUUUAGGAAGAGUCAUUCUAACAGAAAGAAAGGAAUUGGAGACAGAAAGAACGCAACUGAUUGCCGAUGUAACCGCAAAUAAUCGAAAGAUUAAAGAAUUGGAAGCGAGUCUUUUACAUAGAUUGGGAACUGUUCAUGGCCCUUUGAUAGAAGACGUUGAAUUAAUGGAAGUAUUAAACACUACGAAGCAGACAGCGGAGGAAAUAAAUGAAAAGCUGACUAUCGCAAAGGAUACGGAAUUAAAAAUCGAUACAGCACGCGAAGAAUUUCGACCGAUCGCAACGCGUGGUAGCGUUUUAUAUUUCUUGAUAUGUGACAUGCCACACGUCAACUGCAUGUAUCAAACGUCCCUCGUUCAAUUCUUAGAACGAUUUGAUAUCUCCAUGGAAAGGUCCGAGAAGAGUCUAAUCAAUCAAAGAAGGAUAGCUUAUAUUAUCGAGUACCUAACGUAUGAAAUAUUUAAGUACAAAGCACGAGGACUCUACGAGAUACAUAAAUAUAUGUUUAUUCUGUUGAUGACAUUAAAAAUCGAUCUACAACACGGCAGCAUUUCGCACGAAGAGUUUCAAUAUUUUAUUAAAGGCGGCGCAGCGCUGGAUCUAAAAGCAGUCGAACCAAAACCUUGCAAAUGGAUUACGGAUGUGACAUGGCUUAAUUUGAUUGCACUCUCGUCAUUGCGACAAUUUCAGUACAUUGCAGCUCAAGUGCCCGCUUCCGAGAAAACUUGGAGACAUUGGUUCGAUAAAGAUGCACCAGAGGAGGAAGUUAUACCAGAUGGUUAUAACACAUUGGACACAUUCCGACGAUUGCUCUUAAUUAGAGCUUGGUGCAUGGAUAGAACGUUGUCGCAAUCUAGGAAAUACAUAGCAUCUUCCUUAGGAGCGAAAUACGCAGAGCCUGUGAUUACGCUUUUGGAAGUGAUGCAUAGCGAGUCAAGGCCAAACACGCCAAUGAUCUGUUUCUUAAGUAUGGGAUCGGAUCCUACGCAUAGUAUCGAGCAACUCUCUAAGAGAAUGGAGAUUGUUUGUAAAAGUGUAUCAAUGGGACAGGGUCAAGAAAUUCAUGCUCGUCGAUUGCUCAAUAACGCGAAAACUGAAGGUUUUUGGGCAUUAUGUCAGAAUUGCCAUUUAGGCUUAGAAUACAUGAUGGAAUUGGUGAACUUUCUUUUGGAGAUGGAAGCACCUCAUCCGGAUUUCCGCGUAUGGAUCACGACGGAACCGCAUAAAGACUUUCCCGUUUCCUUGCUGCAAAUGUCUAUAAAAUAUACAUACGAAUCUCCGCAAGGCAUACGCGCUGGUUUGUUGGCGACGUAUAGUGGCAUGAAUCAGGAAAUGCUGGAUCAAUGCGACGCUCCGCAAUAUAUACCGCUAAUAUACACCGUGUCUUUUCUGCACACGAUUGUUCAGGAAAGACGGAAAUUCGGUCCUCUGGGAUGGAGUGUGCCUUACGAAUUCAAUUUGGCCGACUGGUUGGCAUCCUGUAUGUUUAUAAAUAAUCAUUUGAAUGAUUACGAUUUGAAGCGCGGUAUAAAUUGGCAGAUUGUGCGUUAUAUGAUAGGUGAAGUGCAAUACGGCGGACGUGUUACAGACGAUUACGAUAAAAGACUGUUAAAUACUUUCGCGAAAGUGUGGUUCUUAGAUGCGCUUUUUACGGAAGGUUUCGUUUUUUACAAGGGUUAUCCUCUCUUGGUAUUUAAGCAAGUGAGCGAUUAUCUACAGGCAAUAGAUGCCAUGAGUACCAUAGAUCCGCCGCAAGUAUAUGGCUUACAUCCAAAUGCAGAUAUUACAUAUCAGAGUAACACUACGCAGACUGUACUGGAUACAAUAAUAUCUAUACAGCCGAAAGAAGCGGGUGUUGUUGGAGCAGAAUCCCGGGAGGUGGUUGUUACGAGACAGGCAAAGGAAAUGCUGGAAAAAGUUCCAGUAGUGUAUGACAUGUUUCAGGUUAAAGACAGAUUACGCGCAAUGAAUCAUGUUGCUCCGAUGAAUAUUUUUCUAAAGCACGAGAUCGACAGAAUACAAGUAGUUAUAAAAUUGGUCCGCGCUACACUCAAAGAUCUUUUGUUGGCUAUAGAAGGUGUAAUUAUAAUAAGUGAGGAAUUGCGAGAUGCUCUCGAUAAUAUAUACGACGCGAAAAUACCAAAAAUCUGGAAAGCUCGAUCAUGGGAGUCCGUUUCCUUGGGCUUCUGGUUUACGGAAUUAUUAGAGAGAAACCAACAAUUUUCGACUUGGCUGCAGACUGGAAGACCGGCAAAGUUUUGGAUGACCGGAUUUUUCAAUCCGCAAGGAUUUUUAACGGCCAUGAAACAGGAAAUAACGCGGGCUCAUAAAUGGGCUUUGGAUAAUGUUACGCUUCAUAAUGAAGUUUUGCGUACUAUUGCAGAGGAGAUCAAAACACCGCCAGCUGAAGGUGUUUACAUCUAUGGAUUAUUUCUGGAAGGUGCCGGUUGGGAUAGAAGAAAUAAUCGUUUAUGUGAAUCGGCAAAUAAAGUUCUUUACGUAUUAAUGCCGGUAAUACAUAUUUUUGUUUUACAUAAUGCUCCAGAGAAGAGUCCGAAAUUGUAUCAGUGUCCCGUAUAUAAGAAACCUCAGAGAACUUACAUAUUAUUAGUAACACCACUUUGGCUGCAAACUAUAAAAAGUCCUGAUUUUUGGAUAUUACGUGGUGUCGCUCUGUUAUGUGAUAAUAAAUAA